Vigna unguiculata (cowpea) is the source of this 3272-nucleotide messenger RNA. Its product is annotated as protein NETWORKED 2A-like. NCBI's taxonomy places the organism in Eukaryota, Viridiplantae, Streptophyta, Magnoliopsida, Fabales, Fabaceae. Gene Ontology annotation, molecular function: actin binding. The record is from RefSeq and is a predicted model, not a curated record.
UUUUAUAUGUUCACCAUUUUCUGAUUAGAAAAAUGAAGAAACAAGGUUUGUAAUGUGAAAUAAAGGACAACAACACUACAAUGGCCUGAUUCAUAUAUACAUUGAUGACAUGAAGAACAAGAAGCAGAAAAACACAGAUGAUAAUCACAUAACUCUCACAACUCCAACCCACAUUUCUUAUUGCAUUACUCUGUAAAAUAACAAACAAAUAACUUUGUGAAUAUGCAUACAAAAAUUCAACAGAUAUGGAGAAUGUGGUGGCCGAAACUCUCAACAUCAUUCAUAAUGAAGGAGAGUCAUUUACCCAAAGGGCAGAAAUGUACUAUAGGAAAAGGCCACAGCUGAUAGGUUAUGUAGAAGAAGUCUAUCGAGCUUAUAGAGCAUUGGCACAGAGAUAUGAUCAUAUAUCAAAGGAACUUCAAAGUGCCAACCGCACCAUUGCCACUGUUUUCCCAGAACAAGUCCAUUAUGGAAUAGAUGAGGAUGAUAGUGAAGAAAGUUUCCCUGGACCAAAGUCAUCAUCAUCAUCAUCAUCAUCUCAAGACCCCAUCAAUCAAAUACCAAAAAAGGGCAUUCCUAAACCUCCAGAUAUACCAAAGGAUUUUAGAAAACAAUGUCCAGUUAGGAAGAUUGCUAACUCUGCAAAAUCUCCUCCAAUUAGUCCUACUUCAGGUCUGACUACGGCUGAAGCACUAACAGCAGUUGACAAGCUUCAGAAAGAAAUUUUGGCAUUGCAGACUGAGAAAGAAUUUGUUAGGAUCUCGUAUGAGCAUUCCUAUGAAAAGUAUUGGAAAAUUGAAGACAAGAUUACAGAAAUGCAGAGAAGAGUUUGCAAUUUUGAAGACGAGUUUGGCAUUAAUAAUAUCAUAGAAGAUAAUGAAGCACGAGCUUUGAUGGAAGCAACUGCUCUAAAUUCAUGCAAAGAAACCCUGCUUAUGUUGCAAGAGGUAAAGGCACAAUCAUCUGAAGAGGCUAAAGAAUCGUAUGAAAUUAUUAAGGAAGCUCAAGGCAAGCUUAAAAUCCUCAAAGAUUGGUUCUUUUCUGAAGAUAAAAGUGAACGAGACCCAAAAAGCACAGAGGAAGAAGAUAUGUUUAGCAUGGAAAAAGAAAUGCAUGAGUGUGAAGUUGGUGAAAAGCUUGAGAAAGAUUCAGGUAGUUCCCUCACUCUGGUAGAAAUGGCUGACAAGAUUGAUGACCUUGUAAAUAAGGUUGUUACACUAGAAACUGCAGUCUCUUCUCAGACUGGCUUAGUUAAGAGACUGGUAUCAGAAGCAGAAGAACUUCAAAAAAUUACACUCAUGUUGGAAGAGGACGAGGAAAAGCUGAUAGAAGAUACAGAAGAAACCAGAAAGAAGCUGGAAGAAGUUGAAGAAAAGUUGAGGACAGCUAAAAUUCUCAAUCAAAGAGUCAAAAUGCAAGAGAACAGCCUCCAAAGACUCUUUACUAGGGCUAGUUUUGAGCAUGAACAUCUUUCAGGAAAAAUAAAUAAUGUGAAGCACGAUGAGGAGGGAGAGAACUUGCUACUUCACAAAAACAGAAGUGCAUCAGAUGUAGAACUAAAAGAGGAGUCUGAAAAACCAGGUGAUGAUAACACAGAAACCAAGAAGGAUCUUAAGACUAAAAAGAAGAAAAAGGAUGAUUAUAGUGUGAAUCUUGGUUAUGUUAGAAAUGAAGAUAACAAGGACAAUUUGAAUAAAAGUAUUGGUUUAAUGAUUGAAAAGGAUCUUAAGACUAAAAAGAAGAAAAAGGAUGAUUAUAGUGUGAAUCUUGGUUAUGUUAGAAAUGAAGAUAACAAGGACAAUUUGAAUAAAAGUAUUGGUUUAAUGAUUGAAAAGGAUCUUAAGACUAAAAAGAAGAAAAAGGAUGAUUAUAGUGUGAAUCUUGGUUAUGUUAGAAAUGAAGAUAACAAGUACAAUUUGAAUAAAAGUAUUGGUUUAAUGAUUGAAAACAUUCCAGAGUUAACUCCGGUGAAUAAGGAUGAUUUUUCUGAGUCAAAGAGUAAUGUUGACACUGAAUCACUUGAUAAGGUAACUGGUGAGAAGGAUCAAACUAACUGGAGUCAGAUGUUUGCAAGUGGAUUGGAUGACAGAGAAAAGAUUCUGUCAGAAUUCAAUUCAGUUGUAAAGAACUACGAGGAUGUAAAGGGCAAACUCAAUGAUGCAGAGAAGAAAAAUCAGGACAACAUUUUGGAGUUAGCACUUCAGAUAAGAGAGUUGAAGGAUACUGUUGAAACAAAGGAAAAACAGAUCAACAUUUUACAGCAGAAGCUGACCUGCUCUGAAACAAAUCCUGAAGAAAGGCCUCGCAUCACUCUCCCAUAUUAUAACUACACAUCACCACUUCUUGGAAUUGCACCUCAUGAAACAGAGAAACAGGACACUGAAAAUCCAACUUCAAACACAGAUGCAGGUGCAGGUGCAGUUAGUACUUCUGAUGCAGAUCACCACCAACAAGGUGUUGAUAAAAGAACAAAGUUUGGCAUACUAGUGAAGGUGACAUCUAACCAGCAUAAAAGGAGCCGUUCACUUUCAAUCUUGGAGAAGAAAUUUCGUUCAGCCAUUAAUAUAUUGCUAGAGGAGAACCUUGAGUUCUGGAUGAGGUUCAGCACCUCAAUGCACCAGACACACAAGUUCCAAGAUUCCAUAGAGGACUUAAAAUGUGAGGUUAGAAGCAUAAGGGACGACAACAUGUCCAAUGAGAACUCAAAUAUCAUGCAAUCUGAAAUAAAAGCAAUAAUUAAACACCUGAGAGAGAUAAGAUCUGAGUUAUUACUAUGGCUGGAACACAGUGAAAUUCUGCAUGAAGAGUUACAACGUAGGCAUCCAUCACUGUGCACCUUACAAGAUGAAAUAGCAAGAGCAGCAACUCCAAAUUCUGCGUCGAAUAUGGCAGAACUGAGUGGGUUUCAGGCUGCAAAGUUUCAAGGUGAGGUUCUCAACAUGAAGCAGGAGAACAACAAGGUUCGUAAUCAACUGCAAGCAGGUGUCGUUUUUGUGAAGGGAUUGAAAGCUCAAGUUGAUAAGAUGCUAAAAAAACUGAGUAUAGAAAUAGGGGUUAACAAUCAAGAACAAAUUACAAAACAAUCCACAAAUCGUGCAAGAAUACCCUUGAAGUCUUUUCUGUUUGGUGUCAAGUUAAGGAAGCAAAGACAACCAGUCAUUGAAGGUGAGAGUCCAACAGAGCAGAGACAACACAGUGAUCAAGGAAUUGUUGAUGACCAUGACUAGAAUCAAAGACAAAAAUCAUUAAUCAAAUACAGGUACAACCAUAUU